AUGUGUUUAUAUCUGUACACUACUAGUGUACAGCACCCAAGCAUCGACUAUAGUAUUGACAUGUGUUUAUAUCUGUACACUACUAGUGCACAGCUUCCAAGUAUCAACUAUAGUAUUGACAUGUGUUUAUAUCUGUACACUACAAGUGCACAGCUUCCAAGUAUCAACUAUUGUAUUGACAUGUGUUUAUAUCUGUACACUACUAGUGCUCAGCUUCCAAGUAUCAACUAUAGUAUUGACAUGUGUUUUUAUCUGUAUACUACUAGUACUAUUGACAUGUGUUUAUAUCUGUACACUACAAGUGCACAGCUUCCAAGUAUCAACUAUAGUAUUGAAUGUCUUUAUACCUGUACACUACUAGUGCACAGCUUCCAAGUAUCAACUGUAGUAUUGACAUGUGUUUAUAUCUGUACAGUACUAGUGCACAGCUUCCAAGUAUCAACUGUAGUAUUGACAUGUGUUUAUAUCUGUACACUACCAGUACACAGAUUCCAAGUAUCAACUGUAGUAUUUACAUGUGUUUAUAUUUGUACACUACUAGUGCACAGCUUGCAAGUAUCAAUCCUUAUUGUUAUUAAUGUAGAAGCCUUUGGAUGA
Messenger RNA from Mercenaria mercenaria, 597 nucleotides. RefSeq lists its product as uncharacterized. NCBI's taxonomy places the organism in Eukaryota, Metazoa, Mollusca, Bivalvia, Venerida, Veneridae. The transcript has a single exon. The record is from RefSeq and is a predicted model, not a curated record. The coding region runs from base 1 to 597 and encodes 198 amino acids.